Ostrinia furnacalis (Asian corn borer) is the source of this 1681-nucleotide messenger RNA. Its product is annotated as protein SCAF8-like. NCBI's taxonomy places the organism in Eukaryota, Metazoa, Arthropoda, Insecta, Lepidoptera, Crambidae. Gene Ontology annotation, cellular component: nucleus. The annotation marks the transcript as partial. Gene Ontology annotation, molecular function: RNA binding. The record is from RefSeq and is a predicted model, not a curated record. The transcript is spliced from 12 exons.
AAUUUUGGGCAUGUUGACUCGCUAACGAAAAUGAGUUUUCUUACGCGUUACAUUAAUUUUACGAGUGUAAAUUAAUAGAAUAAUUAGUCCCUAGAUAACAAAUAACAAAAUGGAUAUGUCGGAAGUAAAAUCGUUCAACGCGGAGUUAUCCGGGUUGUACGAUAACAAGCCGCCUAUAUCGAAGGCGAAGAUGAGUGCUAUCACUAGAGGUGCUAUAAAGGCCAUAAAGUUCUACAAGCACGUAGUGCACAGUGUGGAAAAAUUCAUACAAAAGUGUAAGCCAGAAUACAAAGUUCCUGGUCUUUACGUGAUAGAUUCGAUAGUAAGGCAAUCUAGACAUCAAUUCGGACAAGAGAAGGAUGUGUUUGCUCCACGGUUUGCCAAGAAUAUGCAGCAGACUUUUGCUAACCUCUUCAGAUGCCCUCCUGAAGAUAAGCGAAAUAUAAUCCGAGUUCUGAAUCUGUGGCAAAAGAACAACGUGUUCAGUCCGCAAGUCAUCCAGCCGCUGCUGGACAUGGCCGACCCCAACCACCCGCUCCACCAGGAGAUACAGCAGCAGCAAAACAACACCGCGAAUGGGAGCAGCCUGAACGCGACGCACAACACGACGGACGGCAAGUCGCCGGCGCCGGCGCAGCACUCGCCGCACGCGUCGACGCCUAUGGGCGAUCAGCUGCUAAACGACUUCGACUACGAGAGCGACGACGAGCCGCCGGCGGCCGAGCCCGCGCCGCAGCCGCCACCGCCGCAGAACCCCGCCGACGCGCUUGGCAGUAUACUAACAAAUCCAGAAAUAAUGAGGCAGCUCCAAAGUUUGCAGGCUCAAAUGCAGCUUAUGACCGGCAUGCAAAUACCUAACCUAAUGCCUAUGAUGGAUAUGCAACUACAACAAAACCAAAACCAGAAUCUUCCAUUCUUGAACUCUAAUGACCAACAAAAGCAAGGCGAGUCCAAGGAUGAUAUGGCCAAUGAAUCUGACAUAGAAUUCGUGGAAACUGGACCGCAAGUUAUAGAAAUACCAGAUGCUAAUGAUUCUAGGAGUCCGUCGCCCAAGUCGCGUCGCCACCGUUCGCGAUCGCGCUCGCCCAAGCGCAGGCGUCGUUCGCGCUCGCGAUCGCGCUCGCCGCGCCGACGCCGCGACAGAGACAGGGACAGGGAUAGGGACCGCGAAAAGGAUAGUAAAAGCUAUAAAGAAAGGGAGGCAGAGAAAGAAAAACAAAGGGAAAGAGAGAAGAAGGGAUUACCACCAAUAAAGAAGGAGAACCUUAGUGUGUGUAGCACAACGCUAUGGGUGGGCCACUUAUCCAAGUUGGCGACCCAGGAGGAACUAUCAGACUUGUUCGGCGCCAUCGGCGGCGUGACGUCCAUCGACGUGGUGGCGCCUCGCGGCUGCGCCUUCGUGGUCAUGGAGCGGCGCCGCGACGCCGCCAAGGCGCUGGCCAAGCUCAACAAGCACAAGCUGCACUCUAAGGAGAUCACGGUGGCUUGGGCGCCCGGCCGCGGUGUAAAAGGCCGCGAAUGGAAGGACUACUGGGAAGCGGAUCUUGGCGUGUCCUAUCUACCAUGGAGCGCGCUGCAGGCCCGUUGGGCGCUUAACGCGCUGUCGUUAGAUGCUUUGGAAGACGGCGGCGCUGUUGAUGAAGAUACAUUGCCUCAGUGGCUGCCACCGAGGGUGAGUGAG